AGCUGAUCUAAGAAAUGCUUUCAACUAUGAGCAACUAGAUUAACAUAUUUUAAACUGGACUCAUUCCAUUUUGUAGCAGAGCAAAACUGAUUUAUCAUGUAACAUUUUGCAUGUAAGCCUCCAUGCUAACACAACUCUUUUUACCCUACAGACAGUACAUCAAAAGUCUAUCCAUCUUUGAAACUGCAUUACUUCAAUUUCUUGAAAAUAAACCAUAACUUUUCUCUGGCCAUUUGGAAUUAAUGCACAGAAAACUAUAUUGAACACAGAUACACAAGAAGUCUUAUUCAGCAAAACGUUACAAGAAUCAUUCUCCUUGGUUCUUUCAGCAAAACUCAAGUCUGAGCUCCUGAAAUGAAGACUUCACAGAAAUUUUAUCUCUUCUGUUUUUUUAUGCCCUUGGUGAAGUUAGCACCACCUAAUCAACAACACUCGACCCUAUUUCAUGAAACAUUCCAGCAAGGUUAUGAAGAUGCAUUAUUUCAGGAAGACUAUGAAGACAAUCCACAGGACGGGCUAAAAAAUAAGGAAGACAAUACUUUCGUCGUUUUCAAUGAAAAUAAGGUGCAGCUGCAAAGAGAUGAUGAAAAACUUGCAGAGGGAACAACAAAUUAUACAAAAUUGGCUACUUGUCUACUAUGUGUUUGUUUAAUUCGUUCAAUUUACUGCGAAGAAAUGGAUAUUGAAAGUAUCCCUGUUCUGCCAAAGGAAACAGGUUACCUUUAUGCACGAUUCAACAAAAUCAAGAAGGUGAAAGUAUCUGAUUUUGCUGAAAUUCCCACCCUAAGAAGAAUUGAUUUGACUGGGAAUGCAAUUCAAGAGAUUGAAGACGCAGCCUUUGCAAAGCUAAUUCUGCUAGAAGAACUUUCAUUAGCUGAUAAUCGGAUAGUCAAGCUUCCAGUUUUGCCUCCCAAACUAACUACACUCAACCUAAAUAACAACAAAAUUAAAAGCAGAGGAAUUAAAGCAAAUGCUUUCAAGAAGCUGACAAAAUUGUCCUAUCUCUACUUAGCACAGAAUGCACUGGAGUCUGUUCCUCCUAAUUUGCCAGAAAGCCUACGUAUUCUGCACCUUCAGUUCAACAACAUAACCAGCAUCACAGAUACAACUUUCUGCAAAGGAAACAAUCAGACCCGUUACGUUCGUCAGCGCAUGGAUGAGAUUAGAAUGGAAGGCAAUCCAGUCAUCUUGGGAAAAUAUCCCAAUGCUUAUAUUUGCUUGAAGACUUUGCCUGUAGGCCAAUACUUUUAGUUGCUAAUCAAAGUGAAACACGUAAAAAUUAGAUAAAAUUACUGUUAUAUCACUGUUCUAAACAUGUCUUUGUAUUAAUAGCCUCUCACAUAUAUUCAGAACUGUUAAUGGUAACGAUAUAUUUAGAUCUUCCCUAAUGUGGUGAUAUUGUACCUUCUGAUUUAAAAUGUUUGAGUGUUUUUCUACUUUUAGAUAAAAGACUCAAGUAUGAAACCAGGAAAAAGCAUCGACGCUUUCUGAGUAAUCAGAUUACAAAAUGAAUUAAAAUUGAUUUUAAAAUUGUUACUGUUAUGAAGCUAAGAAUCACAGUAAACUUAAAGGAAUGCAUUCUUUUAGGGGACGAGUAUAAUUUAAUUACAAAAGUACUGAAAAUAGACUGUACAGUACUUUGGAUUUAAAGAGGAAAAAGUCAUUCACAGCACAUUCUGUGUGCAAAGACAUAUAGGAGCUCUUGCAAUGCCUUAAAUCCAUUUUUCUCAGGAUCAUGCUGUACCCCUGGAGGGCAUCCAUGUGUUCCUGGAAAAAAACUUAGCUCAUUUAAUAAGUUGCUGAUAGGUGGUACAUAAGCAUCCUACACAGUUCAAACUAUUUUCUCCUUGAAAUACAAAGGAUGCACUUAAUGAAAAUCCAGGGAAUAUGGGGCAACAUAAAGCAAGCCUAUGAUGCUUUCUCAGUCAACGUAGACACAGGUUGGAUAGAAAGGGCAAGGGGUUCUUAGAUAGCUGACCAAGUGCUAGAGUUUGACACAGUUGAGAUUGCUGAAACGUCAGACAAGGCUAUGGCUUCAUGCUACUGGCAGGCACAGCUAUUUAUGCAAGAAAGAACCAAUAUAAUACAGAGAUCAGCUGAAAUUGCAACAUAGAUUAUUUAAGCCAAACAGCCCUUCCCAAUUCAACUUCCAAUGCUGGUGAAAGAAGAUAAUAUUAUUUUAAAUAUAUUAGCAAUCUAUUAAUCUUAUUGGCGAAUGUUAUUCAUUAGCCUAGCAAAAUAACAACCACAAAUGAAAUUAAAAAAACUAAUCAUACUGUUUCAGCCUGAUCUCUGCGCUGCAAACUAUUGAAAUAAAACUAUUCAGUGUAGAAAAAUGAAAUGUGUUCCAGUUUAAAUUUUAUUAUGUAUUUUAAAGAAAAAGUGACCCAAGCUUAUUAAAAGUGUUUAUCAAAAUGAAAGGGAAAAAAACUACCAAUCAAUUUAUGCUAUAGCAUGGAGGAUUUUGCUUAAAUGUUAGCCUGCCUGCAAGUCCAUUCUGUGGAUCCUUUUGUGUGCAUUGGGGGUGAGUACAAAAGUUUAAAAAAGGAAAAUAUAUAUCUUAAAUCUUGAGGAUUAGACACUCCUAACCUUUAGUGAGUUUGUGAAAUUUAUCUCCAACCAACUAAUGUGGCAUAGUAUUUGCAAUAUGAAAAAGUAACAUUGUUUAAAUCUUUGUUGCAUUUAAAGUAUAUUGACGUAACCAAUAUCACAAUUUUGGUGUGAUAUCAGAAUUGUAAUUAAUUCAGCUGAAUUAAUUCAUAAAAGUCAGCUUAGUUGAUUUCAACACAGCAAUAAAACAAUUUGCAUGCAUGUAUCAGAUGAAGGGUUUUUUUUUUCAGAAAUACCAGCAGUAAGUCUUAUUUGUACUCAUUCUCAUUCUUUGCAUAUGUUUGAUUAAGACAGAUAUUUCUGAUUUAAUUAUUCACCAAUAUUGGAGACUAUUUUACAGCCAUGAGCCUUUGCUGUAUCUAUAUACUUUUAGCAAUUUAAAAUGUCAUACUUCAAUUAUAUGGUGAAUUUAUAUGAUGUGAAACCUUUACAGAAAUUUGAUUGAUUUUAGUCUGCACAUGCUUCCUGUUGUCUAGAAUUCUCCAUGCCUAAUAAAUAAUUAUAAAGAAAAAAGGCUUACUGUUCUUUUGUAGAUGUCUUACAUAUCACAGACAGUAAAAUGAUAAAUUGCUGUAGUUUCCUCGUUUCUCCUACCCCCUACCUCCUACAACACCUGAGUGAAUCAGUCUAUUUGUAUUCUUCCUACCAUCAACAGUAUUAGGCUAUAUUUUAAUCUUCUUUCUUGCCUUCAUUCAACUGAAAUCACAUGAUUCCCCACUCUUCCUACUGUUCCUUCUAUGGUGAUUCUAUAAUCUAUAGGAUAUUUUCAUAUUAAUCACUCUGAUAUUCCAAGCAACAAUUCAAUGCUCUUGAGUAUACUGUGAAUAACCAAGAAAAUUAAUAAAUGGAUCAGAGAACAAUCCAGAGUUUUCACUCAAGGUACAUAUGACCAGACUCAUUACCAUAUUUUGAGCACAUUAUGUAAACACCUAACUCUCUUGAGAAUCUGUAACUCUGGGAAAGAUGGAAGGAAGACAAGAGGGUAAUGAGCAACAAGGCAAAUGGACUUGAUUACAGCAGCCAUAGAAGAACCACUGAAAGGUUUGAAAAUCUAAGUCAUCCUGGAGAAGAUUUGUCUAUGUGGUUCUUAAGAAAUGACACCAACCUAAUGACACAUAAUUAAUCACAUUUUUAUUUUGGCAAAAUUAAAUCUGACAGAGAUAGACUAGCAACGGAUUUCUAUACCCAUUGAUCUCAUAUUUAGGCUGCAAUAAUACAAAUACCUUUGCAUAUGAUCUAUUGAAAAUUGAAUUUAUUUAUUAAUAUAGUAACACCUCUGGUGAUACAACUAAGCUGGCUUCUAAUUAGCUACAGUACUGAGUCCUGUUCCAGAGUAUGUUUUUGACAUGUUAGACCCUAAACAACUUGGGACCAGAAUACUGCAGAAACUGCCUAUACAGUCACAGAACUAAUCUGUAAUUAUAAUUUUGUACAGUUAAAUGACCUGUAAUCAUUUAAAACAUUAAACUUAUCAGAAGUCUUAUUGUGUGUACCAAGAGUGACACACUACAAGAGUUAUCUUGUACAGUAAUUACUCAAGAUAGGGGAUUUUUUGAGUGGUGGCAUCUACACUCAGAAUGUUCUUCGUCCAUAAAUUCAUACGGCAACUAUUUUUUAGUUGAAGUAGCAAUGCAAUAGCCCAGUGACU
Molecule: messenger RNA, 4258 nt
Organism: Pseudonaja textilis
Lineage: Eukaryota; Metazoa; Chordata; Lepidosauria; Squamata; Elapidae
Gene: OGN
Product: osteoglycin
Biological process (GO): articular cartilage development; bone development
Cellular component (GO): extracellular matrix
Molecular function (GO): protein binding
Source: RefSeq, a predicted model, not a curated record